AUGCCUUUUCAAACCGUCGAAAAACCGGACUUCAAAGAAUUUAUUCAUGAUCUUCAACCUCGCUAUAAGAUUCCAAAUCGGAGGAAGAUUGCGAAGGAUGUUUGGAGUUUGUUUUGCGAGGAGAAAGAAAAGAUCAAAAGCAUAAUUGGCGAUCUUCGUGUGAGUAUCACCACCGAUACUUGGACCUCUAUCCAAAAUAUCAAUUACAUGGUGGUGACGGCUCAUUUUAUUGACUCGGAUUUCAACUUGCACAAGAGGGUGCUCAACUUUUGUAAAAUUACUUCUCAUAAGGGUGAAGACAUAGGAAGGUGUCUCGAAGAGAAGUUGGUCGAAUGGGGCAUAAGUAAGGUGUUCACCAUUACCGUAGAUAAUGCAAGUUCCAAUGAUGUGGCCGUGGAGUAUUUGAAGAAGCAACUACGGAAGCAGAUAGUUUAUGCUUGA
Molecule: messenger RNA, 441 nt
Organism: Striga hermonthica
Lineage: Eukaryota; Viridiplantae; Streptophyta; Magnoliopsida; Lamiales; Orobanchaceae
Source: the annotation of a GenBank genome assembly